UUAGCUCGUGGUUGCAUUCAAGUCAGGAUGUCUGCAGAUCUACAGUGGGCCAUUAUUAGAAAGAACAGCUGUUUCUUGGUGAAAAGCCAAGGCAAGACUCUGACCAAGGAGCCUAACAAUUUGACUGGGCAAAACUCAUACAAGUAUAAUGGCUUGGUGAACAAGAAGACUAUUGGUGUUGAGCAAGCACCCAGUGGCAAGGGAGUUGUUCUGUCUGUCAGAAAGGUGAAAGGAGCUGUCAGACAGCCCAGCAAGCUGUACAACAAAGUCAACUUGAGCAAGGAUUCCAGACGCUCACUCAAAGGCAUCAAAAGUCUUUGCCAGAAGAACUACUAUCGACAAGACUUGAUGGAUGCUGCCGUACGCCGCGCAAGUCUUAUCUUGAGAAGCCAGAAACCAACUGCUGGUGUCCAGAAGAAACGAUCGCGUAGAAAGCGCAACUGAAUGCAGUAAUUGUUGAUAUCAAAACAAUAAAAUUUAUUGUGCAAUA
Messenger RNA from Exaiptasia diaphana, 490 nucleotides. Its product is annotated as 60S ribosomal protein L28. Gene Ontology annotation, cellular component: ribosome; cytosolic large ribosomal subunit. The record is from RefSeq and is a predicted model, not a curated record. Lineage: Eukaryota; Metazoa; Cnidaria; Anthozoa; Actiniaria; Aiptasiidae. The transcript has 5 exons. Gene Ontology annotation, molecular function: structural constituent of ribosome. The coding region runs from base 28 to 444 and encodes 138 amino acids. Gene Ontology annotation, biological process: translation.